CGGCUCCGCGGGGCGCAGCAGGCGCGGGGCGGGCGGGGAGCGGCGCCGGGGCCCGAGCCCGACCGGAGCCGAGCGGAGCCGCCCCGCCGCCGCCGCCGCCGCCGCCGCCCAUGGCCCCCUGAGCCGCCGCCGCCGCCGCCGCGCCCGGGCGGCCAUGAAGCCGCUGGAGAAGUUGCUGAAGAAGCCGGGCUCGCACCUGCCCGCCCGCCCCGCCGCCGCCCCGGGAACGGCACCGGGACACGGAUCGGGACCGGGACCGCGGCGGCAGAGCCUGUCGCGCCCUCCCACCUCCCCCGAGGAGCCGGCGGGGCCGGCGGGGCCGCAACCGGGGGGCGAGGGCCGGUGGCUGGAGCUGCGGCCGCCCGAGGCGCCGCUCCGCUCCCCCGAGGAGGCGUCCCCGGGCGGCGACCGGGAGCGGGAGCCCCCGAGCCCCGAGCCCCCGCCCGCCGCCCGCUGCUGCUGCGGCUGCGGCUGCGCCCCCGCCGCGCCCGCGCCCCCCGAGCGGCUCCUGGCCGCGCUCCUGGAGCGGCUGCCGGCGGGCGGCGCGCACGGCCGGGGCUGCGGAGCAGACUCACUGUUGGAUGAUAUUGUGCUCACACACUCGCUCUUCCUGCCCACCGAGCGCUUCCUGCAGCAGCUGCACCAGCACUUCGUGCUGGCGGCAGGCAGCCCCCCGCCGCGCUGGGAGGAGGGGGCCGGGCUGCAGCGCAAGCGGGCAGUGCUGGCCGUGCUGCUGCAUUUCCUCGAGACCUACAAGGGGCUGCUGCAGGAGGAGGAGAGCGCCGGGAAGGUGAUCAAGGAGCUUUACCUGCUCAUCAUGAAGGACACGUCCCUCUACCAUGACCUGGAGGACGAGAUCCUCAAGCUGCAUCAGCUCGUGGAGACCGUGGAGCUCAAGGUGGCCGACGAGACGCCCCCCCCGAACAAGCAGGUGAAGCCGCUGUUCAGGCACUUCCGCCGCAUCGACUCGUGCCUGCAGACACGGGUGGCUUUCCGGGGCUCCGACGAGAUCUUCUGCCGCGUGUACAUGCCCGAUCACUCGUACGUCACCAUCCGCAGCCGCCUCUCGGCCUCGGUGCAGGACAUCCUGGCCUCCGUCACCGAGAAGCUGCAGUACUCGGAGGAGCAGAGCACCCGCGAGGACGCCCUCAUCCUUGUCACCAUGGCCUCGUCCGGAGAGAAAGCGGUGCUGCAGCCCAGCGAGGAGUGCGUCUUCACCACCCUGGGCAUCAACAGCCACCUCUUUGCCUGCACCAGGGACACCUUCGACUCCUUGGUGCCGCUGCCCGAGGAGAUCCAGGUGGUGCCGGGGGACACAGAGAUCCAUCGCGCGGAGCCGGAGGAGAUUGCCAACCACCUCACCGCCUUCCACUGGGAGCUCUUCCGCUGCAUCCACGAGCUGGAGUUCGUGGACUACGUGUUCCACGGGGAGCGGGGCCGGCGGGAGACGGCCAACCUGGAGCUGCUGCUGCAGCGGUGCAGCGAGGUGCAGCACUGGGUGGGCACCGAGCUGCUGCUCUGCGAGUCGCUGGGCAAGCGUGCCCACCUCCUCAAGAAGCUCAUCAAGAUUGCUGCUAUAUGCAAGCAGAACCAGGACAUGCUCUCCUUCUACGCCAUCAUCAUCGGGCUCAACAAUGCUGCCAUCAGCCGCCUGCGCCUCACCUGGGAGAAACUCCCAGGGAAAUUCAAGAACCUGUUUCGGAAGUUUGAGAACCUGACGGACCCCUGCAGGAACCACAAAACCUACCGGGAGGUGCUGGCCAAGAUGAAACCCCCCCUCAUCCCCUUUGUGCCCCUCAUCCUCAAAGAUCUGACUUUCCUGCAUGAAGGCAGCAAGACCCUCGUGGAUGGGCUGGUCAAUGUGGAGAAACUGCACUGCAUCGCAGAGAAAGUGAGGACCAUCCGGAAGUACCGGAGCCGCCCGCUCUGCCUGGAGCUGGAGGCCUCCCCCAGCCAGCUGCAGACCAAGGCCUACGUGCGGCAGCUGCGGGUCAUCGACAACCAGAACCUGCUCUUCGAGCUCUCCUACAAGCUGGAGCCCGGCAGCCAGUGAGGGCCGGGGGGGGUCCCCCGCCCCGGGGACCCCCCACCCUGCCCGGGGGGGCCCGGCUGCCCCCCAGCACUGACGCACUUUGGCCAGGGACCCCGGCAUCGCGCGGGGUGGGGGGGCGCAGCUGGGUGCUGCCCCCCGCCCUUGGCAUGGGGGGGGGUGUGGGUAAGGGAGAGGGGAGCAGCGGGUUUGGGGACCUCGGGCGCACCCCCCUCCCCCCCCUUCCCACUGCCCGCCCCCCGCCCCUUCCCCUGCCUGGGGAGCAGGGACCCCCGGGGGGGCUGUAUCCCCACCCCGCCCCCUGGCCCCCCCCGGGGUGCCCUACUGGCCCCCACUCUAUUUUUGUACGUGCCCCCCCGCCCGCCCCAGACAUGUAUAUUUUGUACCGAACCGCCGUCCGGAAUUGUACAUUUAUUUUUUAAUAAAAAAGGAGGAGAAAAGGA
Phalacrocorax carbo (great cormorant) is the source of this 2493-nucleotide messenger RNA. The record is from RefSeq and is a predicted model, not a curated record. Lineage: Eukaryota; Metazoa; Chordata; Aves; Suliformes; Phalacrocoracidae.